AUGUCUGUGUCCAGAGAAUUUCGGGGCAUAGACCCGCCUGCUGGUGUCAAGCUCCCAACGACUGCCGAGAUCAUCGCCGUUUGCACAAAACGAGGGCGUCGAACUCUUAGGGGUCUUGCCUAUCCGUCCGAUGAUAGGCCCGUGUGUUGGAUCAAGUAUGGCAAUGGAGUUACGUGGAAUGAAGUUCAUGCUCUAGCCCUGGCUCGGCAAGAGCUCCUGCGACUACGGUCUCCUGUUGCUGUUCCAGCGGUUUACCACGCCUUUGAGGCCGACUAUGUCACCUAUAUUGUUAUGGAGUAUAUUCAUGGUAGGACUGGAACCCAGAUACUCGAGUCCACUUCUGUCCCAGCGGAGAGAGAGGCGGUAUACCGACACAUGGCUGCGGGCGUACAGGAGUUGCUGCGCAUUCCCAUUCCCCCAAAGGCUCCCCCGUCUGCCUUUGAUAAUGGAGUUUUUAGUCAUAUCAUGUUCCUGGAUCUGGAGGCCCCUCGGCGCUACCAAAACACUGAUCAGCUCGAGCAGCAUCUCAAUGUGUUUUUGGAAAAAGCAAGAUCUAAACUGCGAUUGAAAGGGCUCUCUAACGAACCCAUGGUCUUCUGCUUUUCGGAUAUCCAUCCUGGAAACUUCAUUAUCAGCGACGACGGACGUGUCACCAUUAUUGACUUCUCUGAAACAAGCAUACUCCCGUGCAGCUUCGCUAAAUAUGCGAUAAUCAGCUCGUGGCACAAUCCCGAGUACAACAUUGCGCCCUGGAUAGAUAUACCAGGCGACGAGGGAGUUGAAAACACAUACGCACUCUUUGAGGCCAGCCGCAAGUUGGCGCCCGAAUACCCGGCGCUAAACCUCGACCCGUCAUUAUUCUACAUGCCUGGAGUGCGCGUGGACCGGGAACAGUUUCCUUUGCCAGACCCUGUUUCUGAAUAUUCCCAAUGA
Microsporum canis CBS 113480 is the source of this 933-nucleotide messenger RNA. RefSeq lists its product as uncharacterized. NCBI's taxonomy places the organism in Eukaryota, Fungi, Ascomycota, Eurotiomycetes, Onygenales, Arthrodermataceae. The coding region runs from base 1 to 933 and encodes 310 amino acids. The record is from RefSeq and is a predicted model, not a curated record. The transcript has 3 exons.